Molecule: messenger RNA, 1004 nt
Organism: Heteronotia binoei (common prickly gecko)
Lineage: Eukaryota; Metazoa; Chordata; Lepidosauria; Squamata; Gekkonidae
Product: immunoglobulin lambda-like polypeptide 5
Exons: 3
Coding region: 1-690 (229 amino acids)
Biological process (GO): peptide antigen assembly with MHC class II protein complex; antigen processing and presentation of exogenous peptide antigen via MHC class II; positive regulation of T cell activation
Cellular component (GO): MHC class II protein complex
Molecular function (GO): MHC class II protein complex binding
Source: RefSeq, a predicted model, not a curated record
AUGCAAGACUUCCAUCCACCUACCAUCACAGUCACCUGGGAGGCUGAUGGCACCACUAUCUCUACCAGUGUGGAGACAACCAAGCCGAUUAAGCACAACGACAAGUACAUGGCUAGCAGUUACCUGACAGUGGAUCCUGCAAAGUGGGAAAGUCAUCAGAGUUUCUCCUGCAAGGUGACGCAUGAAAGGUCCGACUACGUGAAGAGUAUUCUAUGGAAAAUGAUUCUUCAGAGCAAGUGCAACAGUUGUCUCUUCCUAUAUGGAAUGUGUGCCAAGGGCCUCUCUCUGUUAGGAGGUACUGUUGGGUUUUUGUACAGCUUCGUGUCACUGUGGUAUGUCUUCGGAGGAGGGACCACCCUGACCGUCUCUGGUCAGCCACCAUCCCCGCCCAUAGUGCACCUCUUCCCUCCAUCCACAGAAGAGAAGGAGAGCAAAAACAAGGCCACCCUGGUCUGUUUGAUGCAAGACUUCCAUCCACCUGCCAUCACAGUCACCUGGGAGGCUGAUGGCACCACUAUCUCUACCGGUGUGGAGACGACCAAGCCAAUUAAGCACAACGACAAGUACAUGGCCAGCAGUUACCUGAUGGUGGAUCCUGCAAAAUGGGAAAGUCAUCAGAGUUUCUCCUGCAAGGUGACGCAUGAAAGGUCCGACUACGUGAAGAGUGUGAGCCAUUCACAAUGUCCUUAACCCUCUCCUGCCCACAGAGCUUUGCUGUGUCUGGAUCUCAGCUGUGUAAGGAGAAAAACAUCAGAUGGACUGUGCAACUGGCUCUUUCUCUCUUGCCCCACCCCCCAACUUUUUCUUCUGUACUCCCCACAAUUUUCACACACUUUCCCUUUCCCCCCAGCUUCAUAGGCACGUUUGUUAGUUCUAAUGAAUAAUAAAACCAGAAUCAUGCAAUUUUGCUGUCUCUGUAUAGAUUUUCUCUAGUGGAAAUUUUAAAAACAAUUGUUAGCUGACCUCUUUUAGUCAAUAAAAGAAGACAAUGCUUGAUCAUGUCA